Fonsecaea nubica is the source of this 849-nucleotide messenger RNA. RefSeq lists its product as hypothetical. The record is from RefSeq and is a predicted model, not a curated record. The transcript is spliced from 2 exons. The coding region runs from base 1 to 849 and encodes 282 amino acids. Lineage: Eukaryota; Fungi; Ascomycota; Eurotiomycetes; Chaetothyriales; Herpotrichiellaceae.
AUGGACCCAGAUGUCGGCGAAAAAACAUGGCAAAAAUUCUUCUACCAGCACAAUUCGCUCCUAGCCUUGCUCGACGCUCACGCUUCCCUGUUGGCGGAGAUGCGAAAAUUCUGUCUUGUUGAUAGUGCUACUAUGAACUUGGUGCAAGAACGUCUCAACACCACUGAGAGUCUGAUUGCAACGUUCAAGCUUUCCACCGAAUCCUUGACCGAAGUCACUAAGCGAGAAGAGCAAGUCAUCGAGGAUGCAAAGGUUCCCGAGCCGGAAAUCCUCGACAUCCCAAUCCCUACUUCUACAGCUGGCCAAAAAGCUCCCAUGCCUGCUGAGCCACUAUUGGAUCCCAGCGGCUUUUUCGCAGUCGACACAAAUCCCACUCCAAUCGAACAACUCUACAAAGAGAAGCCUAUUGUCGCCGUAAAGGCGAGGAACGGUCCCAAGCGGAAAGUUUCUGGGGAGCAGAUACAACCAGCCACAACAUCCGAAAAUGAGCGCAUGCGAAAGAGACCAAAACAUGGCGAUGACCAGCGAGAUAACCCGGUACAAGAGGAAGAGGACGAUUCUUUCCUGAAGAGAGUCGAGGCACGAUCACGGGCGAAGGAAGAGCGCAAAAAGGCUAAGACGGACAAGAAGCGCAAGAGACAGAGCGGUGAUUCCACUGGGAGUAUCAAGGGCCCCAAGACCAAAAAACGGAAGGAAAACAACGAUCCGAAACCCGCAACGGCGACACCUUCUUCGGCGCCCCCAAAGAAUCCACAGCCGCAGAAGGGCAAGAGACCUCCACCCGAGUCAAACAACAACGGUACAAACGGGCGAGCGAGUAAGAAGAAACGCCGAGGGUCAAAGCAUUAG